CACUUCCGCCUUCGCUAACACGGCUAAGGAACCGAAAGUCUCUCUCUAUCUCUUUCUCUUCUUCUUCGUCGUAAUUUCCAAGUGGAUCGUUCGAUAUAUUCUAGGUCGUGAUUAUCACGAAUUUCAGAUUCCUGUUUGAUUCGGUCAAUUCUCAUAUUGAUCGUUUCCGCCGUCACCUGAAAUCCGAUAUAUUUAUAUAUUACAGGAUUUGAACCUUAGUUCCUUUAUUUGGAUCCAUCAUGUUUGGUCGUAUGUUUGGUAAACCGAAACAAGAGCCAAAUGCUCUCACGACUUUGGAUAAGUUAAACGAGACACUUGAAAUGCUUGAGAAAAAGGAGAAAGUUCUUCAGAAAAAAGCAGCAGGGGAGGUUGAAAAGGCGAAGGAAUUCACUAAAGCUAAGAACAAGAGGGCGGCUAUACAAUGUUUAAAGAGGAAGAGGCUUUAUGAACAACAAAUUGAGCAACUUGGAAAUUUUCAGUUGCGUAUCCACGAUCAGAUGAUAAUGCUUGAAGGUGCAAAGGCUACCACAGAAACUGUAGAUGCUCUGAGAACUGGUGCUGCUGCAAUGAAGGCAAUGCAAAAGGCCACGAAUAUUGACGAUGUAGACAAAACAAUGGAUGAAAUAAACGAGCAAACUGAAAAUAUGAAGCAGAUUCAAGAGGCAUUAUCUACACCUAUUGGUGCAGCUGCUGACUUUGACGAGGAUGAACUGGAAGCAGAACUUGAAGAACUGGAAGGAGCUGAAUUGGAAGAACAACUUCUUCAACCUGCCACUACGGCUCCUGCAGCUCCAAUACCCGUUCCAGCUGGAAAACAACCAGCACGCAUUCCUCAGAAGCGUACUGAAGAAGAAGAUGAGUUGGCGGCACUGCAGGCGGAGAUGGCUCUUUGAUGAGGAGCACAGUUUCGUGCAUUAGUGAAAAGCCUUUAAAUCACUUUAUGAUCAAAGUAAUAUUCAUUGCAAUGGGGGCAACGCCUUAAAGAAAUCGGCUGAUUUUGUGUCAUAUGAAUGAACCCUUAUCUUUAUUUUCUUCUGGAAUUGCAUAGCUGCUCGCUUUAUAUUCCAUGUCUAUAAAUAUGAUUGUCUUUGUCUGUCGAAAAAAAUACUUUAAUUUGAAAAUGGUUCCUUGUCGAAGAAAAGUUUUUUUCUAUAAUAAUACUACUAUAUCUUUGUUGGCCUGUUAGAAAUUGCAAAUUUGGAGUUGGUGAUGAACAAUAUACACUUUACUUUAUUUAUUCUUGUUACAAUUAUAUGUUU
Impatiens glandulifera is the source of this 1259-nucleotide messenger RNA. RefSeq names its product vacuolar protein sorting-associated protein 32 homolog 2. NCBI's taxonomy places the organism in Eukaryota, Viridiplantae, Streptophyta, Magnoliopsida, Ericales, Balsaminaceae. Bases 240 to 893 code for a protein of 217 amino acids. Gene Ontology annotation, biological process: vesicle budding from membrane; late endosome to vacuole transport via multivesicular body sorting pathway. The transcript is spliced from 7 exons. Gene Ontology annotation, cellular component: multivesicular body; cytoplasmic side of plasma membrane; ESCRT III complex. The record is from RefSeq and is a predicted model, not a curated record.